GAAUGAUUCGCUAUGUCGAACACCUGCCUGUCCUGUGGGGGGUCGGGACCAACCCAUUUCGAGGAUUCUGCCGGAAGACUUAUCUGCACGAAUAGUGGCUAGGUCGUUAAGGAUUCUUUUAUUGUUUCCAAAAUUUCUUUUGGAGAUAGAAGUGGGGCUGCUAGAGUUCAGGGGAGUUAUGUUUCUGAAGGACAGACUCAUCUCGCGGGGGUGGGGGAAGGUUCAGGAAUGGAAAUAGUCUUGAGAGUCGGGAACAGAUAAUUCAGAAUGGUGGGUUUGUCCUAUUUUCUACUCGCACCCUAUGUUACUCCUGAUAUAUAUUUUUCCUUCUGGACUGACGAGAGCUUCUAGGACGUUGCAAAAUUGUUCAACUCGCCGGUGCUGUCAAUGUCCUGAACAUUUUGCAGAUCACGCGCAACAAUGGUUCUCUUUACCCGUUAUGCACAACUUCAACGGAGGUGGCAAAACACAAUUCGUCGUCGCCUGUUCUCUACACAUUGUCUGUCGUCUCGAAAAGAGUUCCCAUAUCCUCAUUGACUUCUCGGAAAUACUAAAUGUGAGUUUCCGCUCGAAGUCGACGGGUUUCUUUCUCCUAACAGCGCUCCAGGUGAAUGUCUUCUCACUCAGCCACACCUACCUUCAACUCGUCCAAAUCCUGCAAGUCCGGUUACCACACAUAGAUCAUACAGCCUACCUCUACCGCUUCGCAAAGCACCUUGAAUUCGGCUGCGAACAGACUGAGGUCUCUUACGACGCCCUCCGUAUCAUUCAACGUAUGUCCGGCAAUUGAAUGGUCCAAGGCUAUAGGCUAUCGGGUAUUUGUGGCGCCGCAUUGAGCCCCACAGCCCGCAUGAAGAAUUUCCGCCGUUCUGUUAGGGAGGUGGUUUACGUUGUUAAAGUAGCAGACUUGAGUAUUCAGAAGCGGCUGGAUGAAUUUCAGGAUACUAAGAGCGGAGACUUGAGUGUUGAAUGAUUUAGAAAUAUAUGGUUGGAGCAAGCGCACGACCCACCCAGCUAUAGGCCGAAAGCCUCAAAGAGGCGCAAGAGGGUUAGGAAUGUUAAUGAUGAGGGAGAAGUCAUCGAGGAUCUGCCAAGAAUAUCACUAUUGUCGCUGCUCUCGUAGAUCUAAGAGCAGCUCCCAGCACCCCCCUGGACCCCCCCUGGGACUCCUCCUAGUGCUCCUCUCAGCGCCCCAACGCUACUUGUACUUCUCGAUAAAGUAAUCAGACUGGGCGUAGAUGGCUUUGUAAUCCCAGAACUCCCCGCCCCUUUGCUGCUCCCAAUCUCCUCACUCCCCGGAACAACAAUCGACACCAUGGACCCCCCCACACCGUAAGGCGUCGAAAAGGCCCAAGGUGACCACCGCUCCGCCAUAGUGGAGGAAGUAAUCGAAUCCGAGAUCGCCUCUCUACUAGAUGUCUCUGCGGCAUCCAUCAUGGAAGAGCUCCGAGAGGACGACCGGCAAGUGCGCGUGGGGGUGCGCCCCCUCUACUAAUCAGACGACCCAGACAACCUCGAUGAGGUCGACGACGAUUUUGAAGUCUAGAAUGCUCUGCUCCCCAGAGGUGGAUGCGACCUGGGGGAGAAAAUCUGGGUGGAGCUUAACAUGGGCUACUUGCAUGAACAAGAAUGCCAGAUCUUCCCUUUUUUUCCUUUUUUCCUUUUUUUUUAAAAAAAAACUCCCCUCUCCUCCCAACGGGUGCUAUUAUGUCUAACAUGGAUAUUAUAGUGAAACGCCUGAAGAAGGAAACUGACCUCCGCAACGGUAUCAUCAAGACUGCCAAAAAACGCAAGAGGAAUAAGCUCCGCAAUACCAACAGCAAGGAAAUAGCUGCUACCCCUGCCGACCAUGUGAAGGAGAUGCUCAUGCGGAGGAGUUGUUCAGAGAAGAUCAAUUAUAAAGCGAUCGAGGGGCUUUUCGAGGAU
Messenger RNA from Tuber aestivum (summer truffle), 1926 nucleotides. Lineage: Eukaryota; Fungi; Ascomycota; Pezizomycetes; Pezizales; Tuberaceae. The record is from the annotation of a GenBank genome assembly.